Pecten maximus is the source of this 4588-nucleotide messenger RNA. RefSeq lists its product as uncharacterized. Bases 151 to 1572 code for a protein of 473 amino acids. The record is from RefSeq and is a predicted model, not a curated record. The transcript has 6 exons. Lineage: Eukaryota; Metazoa; Mollusca; Bivalvia; Pectinida; Pectinidae. Gene Ontology annotation, molecular function: GTP binding.
AUAUAUACGUCGCUAAGAGUUUGGUAGACGAACGCGCAGUAUACUGGGCACUUCUGAGCGACGAAGACGGAAAUCAGGUAAAUACAGCAUUCAAACGAAACUAAGAAGGAAAAUCCACCAAAGGUUUAAUCUACAAAAUCGGACACGAGGAUGGGAGGUAUGGAUGAUCAACAGAACCACCCCACUGCUGACAGGUAUGUGUAUUCCUUUGUUGAUGACUCCAGUGAUACAGACACUGACACCAGCAGGUCCACACGCCAACGCCGAAAGCUGGAGGAUCCUGACGCAGAGCUGAGAAAAAAGAGGGAGAAAUUGAAUGUUGAUAUUGCUACAGAAGUUGGCCUUGACAUUGAUGGGAGAAAUCCACUGAACAUAGCUAUAGUUGGGAAGUUUGGAGUUGGAAAGAGUUCUACGAUAAAUACUCUCCUUACAGCUAUGAAUGAUGACAAAUAUCGAGAGUAUGCCAUUACUGGUAACUUUGGCGGUCUUGCACGACAGAUGACCUAUCUCACUAAAAGCUUCCCAAAGAAAGCUUACAGAAAGCCGGCCUAUCCUAAUGCAUGCUAUCCAACAUUUAUCGACAUUGCCGGAUUUGAUGAUGAAGAAAACGAUUUGAGUAAAGAAUUAUUACGGAUUGUCUUCUAUGGACGUCUUCCUGUUGAGGACAGCUUGAAGGGAGCCAAACAGGUGUUUGAUGAGACAGGUAUGAAGGGACUCAGAGAGAAGUACUCCCAAAACCUGGAGCUACUCAAACUAGACAGAAUCAUUUUUGUGGCCUCAGCACGAGAAGCUAUUCCAGAAAAACUUAUCACUUGUGUCAUGGAAGCGGCCAAUCCUGUUGGAGCUAAGGCUGGGAAAGGAAAGAUGACAAUCCCAGUCUUCGGAAUUAUGACCAAAGUUGACGGAAUAGAUCUGGAUUCAUCAGAAUUCAAGGAAAGAGAGAAAAAAUUCCUGGAAUGUUUGGGUUUGGUAGGUGCUAGACAGCGUUAUGCCCGACUCUGUAACUACUGUAGUGAAGUGGAUGUUAACGAUGAACGACUGGAAAAGUACCUGCCAAAGAUUGACGUUCCUGCACUGAAAUUCCUCAGACAAAUCCUAGACCCUGUGUACGAAGUACAAGCUGGACAUGAAACAUUUACCGACACUUGUCCAAAACCUGAGGAGCCAGGUAUAGUACCAGAAACCAUUCCAGAGCCCCCUAGACCAGAAGCUUCAGUCUUACCAUUCAGUCAGCCUGUAGGGCCUCACUCACCGCCGCUUACCCUAUUGCUGACCUACGCCAUCAAAGGCAUCCUCAUCGCUCUUUUCGUCUAUGUUUGCCUUGCCCCUACCAUCUCCAGCAAGGACUUGCUAAGCAUAUGCACAUCCUAUGACAAACACGUGUCAAUGAAUCCACAUGGAUUUAAGGAUGGCCAUUUGACCAAUAUUUGCAAUAGAAAAAUGGACAUCAUCGGGAAAUCGUUGAUGGGGCCUCUGAUCGUUUUCGUCAUAUUGAUUGUAUUGAUGGAUUUUCUGAUGCCUUCAUUGAUACAAUAUUUGACUGAAAAAAUUAAGAAGCCAAAAACAGACUAAGAUUUUUGAGAUUUAAAAGACUGUAAUAUUAAAAUACGUAGCAUGGAUAGAUACCAUUUUUUUUGUCCAUCAGUCUGGAUUUUGCCCCUGGACACUGUAAAGUGACGCAUUUCAUAGGCCUCCUAGGUCAUUGUUGUUAUUUAACAAAUAUAGAGUGCAGUAGUUAUGUUUGUUAAUAUGAACAUAUUAUUCUUGCUUUGUCUUGCACCGAUUUUAAUAAUAUUUGAACCAAAUGUUAUUGAUAUGUUUUACUGUAAAUUUAUAGGAAAGAAAAUAAAUCUAUCUUGUAGAAUGAGGAAAAAUAAGAGAAAGUGAGUAAACAUCCUCAGUCAGAUUAAGAUAAUGACAUAAGUAAGCCUCUGAUUUUCUACAAUAUUUCAACCCUAGAUAUCGACAGUGAAAGAUUCUGAUAAUUCUCCAUCUGAACUGAUUUGAAAGGAAAAAUAUGUGUUUUCAUGAUCUAGCCACAUAAUUUUAUUUCAACUUUGGUUUUGUGCGCAACACUACCUAAAAGGGACGAGGCAGCAAUCAGACCUGUCAAGUUCUCAUGAACAAAAUGCAGGUCAUUACUCAUAAAAAUGCAGGUCAUAGCACUCCAAUUCAGGUCAUUGCGCCUAACGGCAUUUAACUUGAAAUAAAAACAAUGAAACUGGAAAAAUUUAUCAACAUGUGUCAUUUAAUAAGCAUUUCUAUGCAUACUUUCUUCAUUUACAUGAAUGUUUUACAUUGUAAGUUGUUGUAGCUGUUUUUGCCAUCUUCAAAACAUUGGUGGAAGGUUGAUAAUCACAGCAAUCACUGUCACAGUUUAUUUUGGUAGAAAGCAGUGCACAUAAAGUGUCAUUGUUCAUGUCACUCCUGAAAUCUGUCGUGAUCUUCCUUACCAUUGAAAAUGCUCUCUCACUAUCAGCAUUGCUGUUUGGAAGUGACAGCAGUGCAAAAGCUAGCUUAGAUAGAACAUCAAACCUGUCACUUUUGCAAAACACAUCCUUCUGUUUGGACAUUUCACCCCAAAACUUGUCAAGAUCAUCUGUUAUGGGUGGCAGAUCUGAAUCAGGUGACAGCAUGUAGUCAUCAAACUGAUCCUGCAGCUGUUGAAGGUUUUCAUCAGUUGACAAAGAUGGGAAUCUCUUAAUAAGUCUUAUUACUGAAAUAAAAAGGACAUUAUAUAGGUAAUGAAAUAUAAUGUUUGUUUUCAAUAUUUAGAAAAAAUGAAAAACAAAUUUCAUGCCUAUUGAUAAUGCUAUUUUUUGUAAUCAAUAACAUGACAUCUACCUGCAUCUGAAGUCUUAGAAGAUCUUGCUGAUGGGUUGAGAAAGCCCAAGUCUUUCAUGGUUGGAUCACCAAAAGGGAAUUUAUUGCACAUUUUCUCCACAAUUUUAGUGUAGAAAGAUCUAACUGACCUGCAAAGACACAAAUAUAACAUGAUAAAGUCUCUGCCAAAGUAACUUUAUCCUGUACAGGAUCUUUACAAGGAGAUACGAAUGCAGAAAUCGAUCUAGAAUCGACUUUGAUCGGUUGGGGUAUUUACCGAAACGGACAUGGAAUUACCGAAACGGUGGAGAAUGGGGCUUAAUUUAGCAUUCUUUUAAGAGAACGGAACCGAAUAUAUGUUCUACAGUGCCUAACUGUGUUAUAUGUAAAAUAUCGGGGGUUUAUUUGACAGAGAAAUAUUUUAAUUAGAUUUUUUAAUCAUUCGCGAUUAGCGGCCCGAUUGUCGUCCGGGUUGCAUUACCGAAAUGGCCGAUAAUGGACCCGAAAUCGAUAUUUUUAGGAGAGAAUGGACCAAAUAUUGUAUUAUUUGGUGUGUAUAGAGGUCAGAGGUAAAAUAUGUUUUAUUUCUUUUGCCUAGAAGUAUUCAAAAAUAAUUAUUAAAAUACCCGAUUGAUGGCCCAAUUUUCGAUUGAGACGAACUACCGAAAUGGAAUUAAAUUUACCUGAAAUUAUCUGUUUUUGAAGAGAAAGGACCCAAAAUAUUAUUCUUCAGUAGAUAAUUGAAUAAUGUAUGAAAUAUGAAGGGUUUAUGUGACCUGGAAGUGUUUGAAUUUAUUUUUUAAAAAACCUCGCGAUUUCACAUUCAGAUUGUAACAGAGUCGCUCGCAUAGGGCGUGAGUAAAAGAAAGAGCCGGAAAACGGAAAUCAGGAUUACCUAAACACAUGCAAAAAUACUUAUAAAUUUAGUUACAAUUAAUAAAAGGAUUCCUUGUUCUUUAUAGGUUUUUUAACUAUAGAAAUACCGUGUUUGAUUCUCUAAGUAAAAUUGUUGUGGAACCUUUGGUAUUUUUUAAACCAAUUUAUUUUAACAAUUUAUAAAAAUAGUGAUUUUUUAUUCUCACCAAUCCAUAUUUCAAACUUGAAGUAAUUAAUGAAUUGAAUUGAAGCCAAGGCAAUGGAUUAAUAUUUUUUCUUAUUAUUUUUUUUAAUAAACUGCAAAAAAGUGUCCAGAUGACUUUUUGUGCCAUGCUGUCACAAAAUUUCCAUUAUAAUUCUAAAAUCAAAAAUUAAUAUGAAAAUAUGAUAGCUGCAAUGGGAAUUUAUGCUAAAGAUAUGAUCAUAUCAGUCAAUUCAGUGAUCUAGAUUCAGAGAUUUAGUUCUCUGGUUAAUUGGCCAAUAUCAAUUUUUUAAAUCACUGAUUAAACAUCAGAAAUCUUUUGACUAAUAUGAAGUUUGAAUGCAGCAUUUAACUUUAUAACUGUAUAACUCAUUGAUCAAUUUUCUGUUUACUGCAUAACAGUUUGACUGGUAUAGAAGCAUUUUUCUUUCAGUAGAUAAUUAACCAUAAUUUGUCGUGAAAUUUUCACCAAACACAAGACAUAUUCCACCAAUUUUUUUUCAAUGUUCUUUGCAACUUUAAAAUGUGCUUUCUAGUUGUUAUUCUGAAGAAAUUAUUUUUAAUCAUGAAUUAUUGCUUGAUAAUACAUAAAGUAAAGAAAUUUAAUGAUGAUGCCUGUGAUUUUUCUUUUAAUUAAUAGAUCAACUUUAUUUUGAUUUCUUUUUACAAUAAUAAAAAUUUAGUGUA